Molecule: messenger RNA, 423 nt
Organism: Serpula lacrymans var. lacrymans S7.9
Lineage: Eukaryota; Fungi; Basidiomycota; Agaricomycetes; Boletales; Serpulaceae
Exons: 1
Coding region: 1-423 (140 amino acids)
Source: RefSeq, a predicted model, not a curated record
AUGUUCGACUUUCGGAAGGCGGUGAAGUUCUCCUCAGGCGUUUCUCUUUCGUUCGCGUCUCUGCAUAGGAAAGCCAGUAAGUAUCCUCAAGACAAGUGUUCGCUGUCCUCGGCGUCGUCGUCGCCGUUUGCUGCAGCGAGGCCUGCUUUCCUCAACAUUCGCACAGUACGUAUUCAAGGUGCGCUCGUCCUCUGUCGUGAACCGAAUGUUCAUGCGAAAGCUGAAGUUGAAAAAACUUUUCAGGGAUUCCGCUUCGUAACCCAGAAAAAACCAGGAAUUAACGAGAAUUUCUCAGCUCACGAAUUCGCUUUCGACAACACGACCAUAACGCGUCCAUCAAGACUCAAGUUUUCGCCAUCGACUCGACUCGUAUCUCACGAAACGAACAGAACGAAACGAACAUCAUCAAGUUUAUUGCAUUGA